This is a messenger RNA of Sinocyclocheilus anshuiensis, 2434 nucleotides long. Its product is annotated as 26S proteasome non-ATPase regulatory subunit 2-like. Gene Ontology annotation, biological process: proteasome-mediated ubiquitin-dependent protein catabolic process. Bases 120 to 2315 code for a protein of 731 amino acids. The record is from RefSeq and is a predicted model, not a curated record. The transcript is spliced from 16 exons. NCBI's taxonomy places the organism in Eukaryota, Metazoa, Chordata, Actinopteri, Cypriniformes, Cyprinidae. Gene Ontology annotation, cellular component: nucleus; proteasome storage granule; proteasome regulatory particle, base subcomplex.
GUUGCGGCCGCGGGGUGGCGGUGACGUGCUGCAGCACUCAGAGCGCUCACACGCAUCAGCCGCAGAAGAAGAAACGGCGGUGGCGAGUCGCGUUCAGAGAAACAGCAGCAGGCAAAAUCAUGGAGGAAACCGCGAAAAAGGAGAAAAAGCAGGCGGAGAUCACGGAGGAGAAGAACAAACAACCGGCGGGGAAAGACAAGGACAAGAAAGAGGAGCAGGAGCUGUCAGAGGAGGACAGACAGCUUCAGGAGGAGCUGGAGAUGCUCGUGGAGAGACUCGGUGUAAGUGCUGCUGCUUCAUUGUUUUUGGGGAGCUGCCAUGUUGACACGUUUGGUGAUCUUGUGUGUGUUUGCAGGCAUCUGGCAGGAGAGGUCGCUAAGGAAUGGCAGGAGAUCGAGGAAGGGGAUAAAGCUCAACAGGAAGUGCUGCUGAAGCUGGUCAAAGAGAUCGUCCCGUAUAACAUGGCCCAUAAUGCCGAGCACGAGGCCUGUGACCUCCUGAUGGAAAUCGAGCGGCUCGACAUGCUAGACACGUACAUCGACGAAAACGCCUACGCUAAAGUCUGCCUGUACCUGACGAGCUGUGUGAGUUACGUCCCCGAGCCGGAGAACUCGGCUCUGCUGAAAUGCGCUCUCAACAUCUUCCGCAAGUUUAACCGUUACCCAGAAGCCCUCAGGCUCGCGCUGAUGCUUAAUGACGUGGAGCUGGUGGAGAACAUCUUUACUUCCUGCAAGGACAUUGUCAUUCAGAAGCAGAUGUCGUUCAUGUUGGGUCGACACGGCAUGUUCCUGGAGCUCAAUGAAGAUGUGGAGGAUUUUGAAGAUCUGACGGAGAUCAUGUCCAACGUGCAGCUCAACAGCAACUUCCUUGCCCUCGCUAGAGAGCUGGACAUCAUGGAGCCGAAAGUGCCAGACGACAUUUACAAAACCCACCUGGAGAACAACCGCUUCGGCAGCAGCGGCUCACAGGUGGACUCCGCUCGCAUGAAUCUGGCCUCCUCCUUCGUCAACGGCUUCGUUAAUGCUGCGUUCGGACAGGACAAGCUGCUCACGGAGGACGGGAACAAAUGGCUCUACAAGAACAAGGACCACGGCAUACUCAGCGCGGCGGCGUCUCUGGGAAUGAUUCUGCUGUGGGACGUGGACGGCGGGCUGACGCAGAUCGAUAAAUAUCUUUAUUCAUCUGAGGACUACAUCAAGUCCGGAGCGCUGUUGGCGUGUGGGAUCGUUAACUCCGGCGUUCGUAACGAGUGUGAUCCCGCUCUGGCGCUGCUGUCUGAUUACGUCCUACAUAACAGCAACAUAAUGAGGAUAGGAGCCAUUUUCGGGUUGGGUCUGGCGUACGCCGGCUCUAACAGAGAGGAUGUUCUCUCGCUGCUGCUUCCUGUCAUGGGAGACUCCAAAUCCAGCAUGGAGGUGGCAGGAGUGACGGCGCUGGCGUGUGGGAUGAUCGCCGUGGGUUCCUGUAACGGUGAUGUCACUUCCACCAUCCUGCAGACCAUCAUGGAGAAGAGCGAGCAGGAGCUCAAAGACACGUUCGCUCGCUGGCUGCCCCUCGGCCUCGGACUCAACCACCUGGGUAACAAGAAAAUACAAUACAAUACCUGUCUCUUGUGCAUUCAGCUGCGUUACGGCGAGCCCACGUUAAGGAGGGCGGUGCCGUUAGCGCUCGCUCUGAUCUCCGUCUCGAACCCGAGGCUGAACAUCCUGGACACGCUCAGCAAGUUCUCCCACGACGCCGACCCCGAGGUGGCCCACAACGCCAUCUUCGCCAUGGGCAUGGUGGGCAGCGGCACUAAUAACGCGCGUCUGGCGGCGAUGCUCAGGCAGCUGGCGCAGUAUCACGCCAAAGACCCCAACAACCUGUUCAUGGUCCGACUCGCACAGGGUCUCACUCAUUUGGGGAAAGGCACGCUGACGCUCUGUCCGUAUCACAGUGACCGGCAGCUCAUGAGUCAGGUGGCUGUAGCUGGACUCCUCACGGUCCUCGUGUCCUUCCUGGACGUCAAGAACAUAAUCCUGGGGAAGUCUCAUUACGUUCUGUACGGGUUGGUGGCGGCGAUGCAGCCUCGUAUGCUGGUCACAUUCGACGAGGAGCUCAGACCGCUGCCGGUGUCUGUGCGAGUGGGACAGGCUGUAGAUGUGGUGGGUCAGGCCGGGAAACCCAAAGCCAUCACAGGUUUCCAGACUCACACCACACCGGUGCUGCUGGCUCACGGCGAGAGAGCGGAGCUGGCCACAGAGGAGACCAUCCCCGUCACAGCCAUCCUGGAGGGCUUCGUCAUCCUGCGCAAAAACCCCAGCUACGACGCUUAGGCCUCCGACACGCCUCUACAAUAUUUAAAGCACCUCGUCCUCCCUCCGCUGUCUUUCUCUCGGACCCGCUAAACAGUUUUGCUCGUUUUUGUUACUUAUUCUGUGAAAGGUUGAGAUAC